This is a messenger RNA of Centropristis striata (black sea bass), 12518 nucleotides long. It is a transcript of the gene zzef1, whose product is annotated as zinc finger, ZZ-type with EF hand domain 1. Gene Ontology annotation, molecular function: calcium ion binding; zinc ion binding; ubiquitin-like protein ligase activity. Bases 131 to 9271 code for a protein of 3046 amino acids. The transcript has 54 exons. The record is from RefSeq and is a predicted model, not a curated record. Lineage: Eukaryota; Metazoa; Chordata; Actinopteri; Perciformes; Serranidae. Gene Ontology annotation, biological process: regulation of synaptic plasticity; protein ubiquitination. Gene Ontology annotation, cellular component: postsynapse.
GUAGUAGUGAACGACAGAGCUCUAGCUGUAGGUUAGAGAGGUCUGUGUACAGACCGGUACAACCGAUCCGAAACUGACGCCCAGUGGGCCGCAGAGAUUUUCAGGGGGGCCCUAGGUCGGAGAAACAAACAUGGGGAACGCGGAGAGCGGCUGCGGUGGAGGCAGCGGCGACGAGGACGACGUGGAAACGGAGAGCCCCGGCUUCGCGGAAGAUAGUCCGGCCUCUGCGGCCACUGCCGUCGGAGGCGGCGGCGGCGCUGGUGGUGGUGGUGGUGGUGGCUCCGGUUCUGGGAGAAGCGGAAGGGGAUCGAAUAACCUGUCCGUGCCCACCGGUGGACCACCCAGCCCCGGGAUACUCCUAGAGCAAGUGAAACUAAGAGAGGCGGCGGCUCGCAUUAGCGAUUCAGGUGUCGCCAUUCGUGAGUCUGUCCUGGCUGGGAACGAAGGUGUCCUGGUGCGGUGGCUGGAGGACCGGUUAAACCGAGGAGAGGAGUCCGUCAAUGUGGAACAAUUCUGUGAAAUGUUGGAGAGCAGAGAUGCCCCGAGAGAUGAAUGUGAAGAGGCGUUUGGACAGUUCGAUGCAGAGGGGGAUGGGGUGGUGGAUGUAGAGAGCAUGCUGAUUUCUCUGAAGAACUCCAAUGGAGCUAAUCUAAAGGGAGAGCUGAGUCAUGUGAUAAGACAGCUACAGGCGUGCUCCCUAACUCCAGGUUUUGUUGAUAUAUUCUCCAAGAACAAAGACCGGCUAGGGGCACAUGCCUCUAAGAUCCUUAAAUUCUUACACAGGAAUCGUAUUCCCAGCAGUGCCAUCCCCUUCCCUAUUUUAGAGGGCUACAACAGUAUCUGCACCAUGAGGUCCAGUGUGGUCCAGGACUUCUUGGAAUUCCUCUUGCAGAAGGAGAAAGAUUUAGAUAUCCAGUACAGAGCAGAGCUGGACCGAGAUCCAGAGGUGGAUAAAGUCAAGGUGGUCACACAGUGCUACAGCACAAUAGAAGCUUCAUCCAAUGUUCCAGACAUUUACAAGAUGACAAAUGGGGAAACGGCUUCUUUCUGGCAGUCGGAUGGCAGCGCACGCUCACACUGGAUAAGAUUGAAAAUGAAACCAGAUGUGGUUUUGAGACGUCUAGCCAUCGCCGUGGCUUCUAAUGACCACAGCUACAUGCCUCAGCUCGUCUCAGUUGCUGUCGGCAAAAACCGGCGUUCCCUGCAGGAGAUCAGAGAUAUCCGCAUCCCCAGCAAUGUCACCGGCUAUGUAGCUCUUUUGGAGAAUGCCAACAUUACACACCCCUACAUCCAAAUCAACAUUAAGCGGUGCCUGAGCGAUGGAUGUGACACACGGAUUCAUGGCUUGAAGACGCUGGGUUAUCAGAUUACUAAGAGUAAAGAGGUGUCUGUUUCGGAUGCUUCAGCCAUCUGGUACCUGUCUCUCCUCACCUCCUUGGUCACCGCGUCCAUGGAGACCAACCCCGCACUGGCCCACACUGUUCUUCAGAGCACACAGAAAGCCUUACGACACAUGCCACCAUUGUCCCUAACACCGUCAUCUACAGAGUUCCCCAAGUUCUUCUCUCUGAACAUCCUGGAGGAGGUGGACGGAUUUCUCCUCAGGAUAGCAGACUGCUGUGUGAGUCCUGAUGCAGAACUGACCCUCCUGGCAUUUGCUCUGGCCAGAGGCAGUGUGGCAAAAGUGCUCCAAGCCCUGUCCUGCAUCAGUGAACAUUUAGAGACGGAGUACAAGGCCUCCUCCCUCAUCGUGUCUAUGGCAUCCGUAAGGCUGCGGCUCCUCAAUCGCAAUGGCAAGCCCCUCCAGUUGCACCUCCAGGCCUGUGAUGUGAAGAGUAAAGAGGAGAAAUCAGGACCAGAGAACAUGCUCACAGAGUCCUCUACUGGAGAUGGUUUUCUUACAGAAAGUGGCAGGAAGAAAGCCAGUGUGAUCCUGUCCACAGAGGACCAGAGUAACUUUCAAGUUACUCAGAUGUCGAUCAAAGUGCGAAAAGGAGCCAUUGGAGCGAAAUGCGGCUUGGUGUUUGUGUACAAGGAGGAAGACCCUUUUGACGCAGAGAAACACUUCAAGAGGUUCAAAAAGUACGACACGUGGGACUACAAGGACUACAAAGAGUUUGUACAAGACAAUGCAAAGAUUCCAACACUGUCGGAGGACGAGCCGAUUGGCUGGUUUGAGGUUGAGGAUGACUGGAACGAUGUGGAGAUCAAGCUGCAGCAGUGUCGCGUUGCAAAGUUCCUGAUGGUAAAAUUCCUCAGCACCAGGCAGGACUCCGCUGAGCGCCUUGGGGUGCAGUCCCUCACCUUCAGUGGCUAUCUGUGUCCCGGAGCAGAGAAGCUUGGAGACCUGGACGACCUCAGUCCGGAGGGAGAGAGCUUCGACUGUGAUGCUGUCACUGGCCUUUGUCUUCUUAACAAGACACUAUUCUUCAUACAACAACUUACACGAGACAUGGAUGCCUCUCACUUCAAGCAGAAGUAUCUUCUGGACUUCUCUGGUCUGGGCCUGGACCUCUUCUGGAACUUCUACAGUAAACUCAGGGAGAUUGAGGGCGAGGAGGUGCUGAAGAGCAGAGUUCUGCUGCUCCAGUUGAUGCAGAACUGUUUCCCCAUGCUGCCCAACCCACUGGAGCCCCGGGGCUCAGAGGACAGCAGAGGGCCGGAGGAGGGAGCCACAGCAGCAGCAGGUCCAUCCACAUCCAGCAGUGCAGAGCCUCUGUCUGACGCUGUAAAGGCUGUUGGUGAACUCUACACUCACCUCUGCCAUGUUGUUGAUGGUCCAGAGGGUGAGACUUCAGUGGAAAAAGCUUUGCAUAAGGAAGCAGUCAAGGCCAUUCUUAACGGAGCAGCUGUUUUCUUCCCUGAUAAACGCAUCAGACGGGACAAACUCUUCCAUAUGAUGAAAAAUAUAACCGAACAGGAUCAACCAGAGUCGGUGAAGGUGACGUUUGAAUCACUUUGCAAUUACUUCAGUGACCAGGAUCCAAGUGGCCUUCUUCUGCUCCCACCUAAAGGAGCUCCCUCAGACUUUGACAUCAGCCCCAUACUGUCAGUGAUGGAGACGUUGCUGCUGGUGGCAACAAGAGAGUGUGAGGUGAUGAUGGUGGAUGAGAGUAGUGGAGCCAGCAGGACAGUGCUGCUGUCCUUGUUCUGGGCUCUGCAGGGCAGUUUGCUCUCCUGGUGCUACCUGCAGCUCAAAGGAGGAUCCUCCACCGCUAUCUCUAUGGAGCUGGCCAGAAACAUCCUACUAAAAUAUGUGGAUCAGUUCCUGGGAAGUAUUAAAGAUGUCCUUGGUUCCCUCCUGGGGAGGUACACUGGUGCUCAGAUCACUAACAAACUAGGCAGCUCCAUCCUAGCCACAGUCUUCAGACAAAUGAUGAUUUUACUCCUGGAGCUGUGCUCUUUGGACAUCGCUCACAGCGUGCUGCUGAAGAGCUUCUCCUCUCUAGUCGAGCUGCUCAAAAGCCUGUCCAGUGAUACCGGAGACAUCUUUUCUAAGGUGGAUCAGGAGAGCUGGCACCAGCCCCAGCAGCCAGUGGUGCUGAGGACCUGGAGCAAGGAAUCCCCUCACAACUAUGAGAACAGCCGCCAUGAGACGAGCAUCUUUGCCUGUCCCGGUGCCACCUCCUUUGAGGUGGAGUUUGAUGAACGCUGUGAGACGGAGAAGAGAUACGACUACCUAGAAUUCACAGAUUCUAGGGGUGGGAAGGUCCGCUACGACAUGAAGGUUGGGAGUGAGAAGUGGCCAAAGAAGGUGACAUUUGACGCCGGCCCUCAGCUCCAGUUCCUCUUCCACUCUGAUAGCAGUAAUAACGAGUGGGGUUACAAGUUCACUGUGACAGCCAUGGGCCUGCCAGAUAUCACCAUUUCCUGGAUGUCAGACCUGCAGCUGCUCGUGGCUCGCCUGAUGGGGCGUCUUGCUUCCAGAACGCUCGCCCUGAAAUCCCCCCACGAGAUACGCACUGUUAAGGAGCUUCCAGCAGGGAAAAUGUCCCAUGUUCAGUCUUCUCCUUUAUGGAAACCCAUUCUGCGCCACGGGUUGUGUGAAACAAGGGAGACGAAUCUGACUAAAACACCCACAGACCAGACAAAUACUUGGACUCUUGAUGAGUUAAUGAGCUUCCUGGAGGAAUUUGCCCGUUGGAACCCGUCGCUGGAACCGACAGACAGUAGAACAAAGCUGAUGAAGACCCUCAUGCAGUCCUGCAGAAAACAGCCAACGAGGAAUGAGAUUGCCACCGGGUCAAAGACGGACCAAGCAGUGAAUGCCAUUUGGGCUGCCAUGAUAUACCACACACCAGCCCUCAGCCAUGCCCUGAGGACUUACGUUAAUCAGGACUGCAAAUCCUGUUUGAGUGAAGAAUUUGUACAGGUGUAUGCAUUGGCAGACGGCAUCAGAACGUGGAUGCUGGAGAUGAAACAGAGAUACCUCGUUAGCAAAAUGAAUGUUCCUGACGAUAAGGAAGGGGGUCAGGAUGAGGUUACCACGGAAACACUAGCUGAGAUGUGCAUUGAGAAGAGCCUCUUGCUCUUCAGGUUCACCCCCUGUGGAGUACCGAGCCACGACAGUGACUCUUUGAAAGCAGCAGAGUGCAGCAGGGCUCCACUGUUCCGCUCAAGUUCUAUCUCAGAAGGGGACUUUCAGCCCAGCACCGCUCAGGGACCUCAGACUGUAGGGUCUGAGGAGGACAAUGAUGCCAGGGCAGCACAGAGCCAGCCUAACGCUGCUCAAGCACACAGCUCAUCUUCUUGUGGGCACAGCAGACAAGGCCACAGGGGCUCCACAGAGAGCCUCUCCUCCCAGACAGGGGAACCAGCCUCACCCUCCGCCUUCCCCCGUAAAGCCCCAUUCAGUCGGGCACGCCUACGCCUCCUGUCCUGUCGCUCUAUAGAAGAGCCCCGUACGACCCCCUCUGUCAAGGAACGUUACCCAAGACUCAAAGACAUCCUAAACUUUAUAAAGGACCAGGCUCUCACAACAGCAAGCAUCCUGCAGACCCUGUCCUUGAGCAAAGCCCAGGCUCUGAGUGUGUGCAAGGUUCUGGAGAUGGUUCAGGAGUGUUUACAUUCUCUGGGAAAGCCACACCUUUUCCAAGCUCCGUGCAUCCUGUUUCUGCAGGAGCUGCUGGCGUGCCAGAAAGACUUCACCAGUUAUUUCUCUCAGCUGUCAGACAGUGGGCAGAAGCUGGGAGAGGAGGUGAGGCGUUCCUACCAUCAGUUGGUGCUCAUGCUGGUGGAGGCGGUGCAAGGCUUCAGCAGCCUCAAUGAGAAAGCCCUGCUGCCGGCCCUGUCAUGUGUGCAGACCUGCCUGUUGCACCUUCUAGACAUGAGCUGGGAGGUUCACGACCUUCCUCUCUUCCUGAACAUUAAGCUUCCUGACCUCCUGCUCAGCAUGUCCCAGGAGAACAUCAGUGUUCAUGACAUCGCCAUCAGUCAGUGGACAGAGGAAGAUGAAAUCGCAGACUACAAGAAGAACCAGGAGUGGAUGGAUGAGUGUAUGGACGGGAUGUUUGAGAAGUGGUAUGACAAAAUCGAUGAAGAGGACUCCAUGGAGGACAGGAGGAAGAUGCACAUGUUCAUCGCACGUUACUGUGACCUGCUGAAUGUUGUGAUCUCCUGUGACGGCUGUGAGAGGAUGGCACCUUGGCACCGAUACCGAUGUCUGCAGUGCAUGGACAUGGACCUCUGCAAGACCUGCUUCCUCAGUGGUGCCAAACCUGAGGGCCAUGAGGAUGACCAUGAGAUGGUGAACAUGGAAUAUGCCUGCGACCACUGCCAGGGGCUCAUUGUAGGCAGCAGGAUCAACUGCAACGUCUGUGAAGACUUUGACCUGUGCUUUGGUUGUUACAAUGCAAAGAAGUAUCCCGACAGCCACCUGCCCACCCACCGGAUCACAGUGUACCCCAUGGUGACCAUUCGAAUCAGUGAUCGCCAUCGCUUGAUCCAGCCCUACAUUCACAACUACUCCUGGCUACUGUUUGCUGCUUUGGCACUUUACACGUCAGAGCUGAGCAGUCAGAAGCAGACGGACGGAGAGGCUUUGGACAGCAGCAACCUGAGCCAGGCUGCAGCCCUGCAGACACACUGCUCCCAACUCAUCACCGACUGUUUGCUCAAGGGGCAGACUGGCAAAGGUCUACGGUCCUCAGCCUUGCUCGCUCUGCUGUCAUCCAAUGAAUCAGCUUCCGAUAGUGAGCUGUGUCCAGUCUCUCCAGAGUCCUCUCAGGAGCUCAGUACAAACACUGACACCUCCUCUCUCCCUGGCAGCACUGCAGCUAUCUGCUCCCCAUCGUCUCCCAGGGACAAGAAUAAACCGUCAGUUAACGAGAAAAAGACAAAGGAGGUGAGCUCUCCUCCCUCUGCUCCUUCAGAGGUGUCGUCCAUCCUGAACACUGGAGAAGGGGAGAAGAGUAAGCUGGUUGCUCAAGACACCCUGGACUCCCCCAGCCUUAGCCAGACGCCUUCUGUGUCCAGUGAAGACCCCCUCUCUCCUGUGGUCCGACCGUCAGAGUCUGGUGCAGGAACAGUCAGCUCUCCAGCAUCCGAUGUUGUCAAGGAGACGGAUGAGAGGCUGCCCCAGGUUCCCCUUCAGGAGCAUGUGUUUUCAGAGUGCUCCAGAGAGAGGAUCCUGGGACUACUAGCAGCCAUGCUGCCACCAGCAAAACCAGGCAGCACCCUGUCUCUGCCCAGUCUGAACUCCAUCCUGCCCAAGCUCUUCCGGGCAGUCAUUUCCAACGCUGGCUCUCUCAACGAGACCUACCACCUCACACUGGGACUACUGGGUCAGCUGCUGCUCCGGAUCCCUCCGAUGGAGGCCGACGCUGCCGUCACCGAGGCCCUGGCUGACAAAUAUGACUUGCUAACACAAGGAGAGGCAGCCAGCUCAGACACCCAGGGAUGGAAGACCACCCAGCUGCUCUUCAGUCUCGGAGCUGUCUGUUUAGACAGCCGUAUUGGUCUGGAUUGGGCAUGCACAGUGGCAGAUAUUUUACACAGUCUGAAUGCUUGUCCCGAGUGGAGCGCAGUCAUCGCUGCCUUCACUGACCACUGUGUUCAGCAGCUGCCGCAAACUCUAAAACGCACCAACCUCUUCACGCUGCUGGUGCUGGUGGGCUUCCCCGAGGUGCUGUGUGUGGGCACACAGACGGUGUUUAUCGACAACGCCAAUGAGCAGCACAACAUGAUCUUGCUCAAACACUUCACAGAGAAGAACCACGCUGCAGUGGUGGAUGUCAAGACACGCAAGAGGAAAACAGUGAAGGACUACCAACUCAUCCAGUCUCAGGAUUCAACUGCAGUCGGCCUGCCGGGCCAGUCAGAGAGUCAGGGCUGCCCGAUGGCCCUGCUUAGCCGCUACCUGAGCAAUUUCACCUCCAUCAUCAGCCACCUCCUGCAGGCCAGCCAGGACAAUGGCUCUCCUGAUGCUGUGGAGGCAUCCUGGGUUCUCUCCUUAGCUCUUAAAGGCCUCUACAAUACGCUGAAGAAACACGGAGUGGAGCAAGCUCAGGAGGACAUCCAGCAGUCAGGCCUGACCCAGCUGCUGGUGAGGAAGUGCAGCAAAGGGACGGGUUUCAGCAAGCUGUGGCUGCUGAGAGAUCUGGAGAUUCUCUCCAUCAUGCUCUACUCGUCCAAGAGGGAGAUCCAUUCCAUGGCCCAGGACCCGGAGCGAGACCAAAGAGAGCAGGACAAGGAGCACGACUCUGACCACUCCAGCUGCUGCGCCGACGAAACCGACGUCAACAAGCCCGACCCCUUAGAGGGGCUCGACGAGGAGACCAAGAUUUGCUUCCAGAUCACACACGAUGCCUUAAACGCCCCUCUGCCCAUCCUGCGAGCCAUGUAUGAGUUGCAGAUGAAGAGAACUGACUCCUUCUUCCUGGAGGUGCAGAAGAGAUUUGAUGGAGAAGAGAUAAAAACAGAUGAGACAAUCCGUACGCUGGCUCAGAAGUGGCAACCCACCAGGCGGCCUCGCUCUGAAGAGAGGAACACCAAGGCCGUGGACACGGAUAUGAUCGUGGUGUCAUGCGUGUCUAAACCCAGUCACUGUGAAAAGGCCACAGAGGAGAUCAACGUAGUGGCCCAGAAGCUCAUCACAAAUUCAGAGAGCGACUUACAGCUCAGCUACGCCAAACAGAGGCGCACCAAAAGUUCAGCUCUACUGCACAAGGAGCUGGAUGUGCGCAGCAACCGGGCAGUUCGUCAAUACCUGGUGAAGGUCAACCAGGCCAUCGCCACGCUGUACGCCCGCCACGUGCUGGCCUCGCUGCUGGCCGACUGGCCCGCAGAGGCAUCGCUGAGCGAGGAGGCCCUGGAGCUGAACGGUGCCUCGCACAUGGCCUACAUCCUGGACAUGUUAAUGCAGCUGGAGGAGAGGCCACUCUGGGAAAAGAUUCUCCAGAGGGUGCUGAAGGGUUGCAGCCAGAGUAUGCUUUGCAGUCUGUCCCUCACUGGUUGCCAGUUCAUGGAGGAGCCGGGUAUGGCUGUGCAGAUCAGAGAGUCCAAACACCCGUAUGACAACAACACCAACUUUGAGGACAAGGUGCACAUCCCAGGGGCCAUCUACCUGUCAGUAAAGUUUGACUCCCGCUGCUACACAGAGGAAGGCUGUGAUGAGCUCAUCAUGUCCAGCAGCAGUGAUUUUCUCCAGGAUGUCCACAACUUCAGUGGCUCCCCUCAGAAAUGGUCAGAUUUUGAGAUUCCUGGUGAUACCCUGUACUACAAAUUCAUGUCAGACAUGAGUAACACAGAGUGGGGCUACAAGUUCACUGUUACAGGAGGUCACAGAGGACGUUUCCAGACAGGUUUUGAGAUACUGAAGCAAAUGUUAGCAGAUGACCAAGUUCUCAGUCACCUGCCGCUGGCUGACAUCUGGGAGUGGCAAGUGGGCGUGGCCUGUCGCCAGACUGGGAACCAGCGGCUCAAAGCCAUUCACUUGUUGCUCCGCCUCCUGCAGUGCCAGUCCGAGAGAGCCUGCGAGCUGACACUGCUGCGACCUCUGUGGCAGCUCUUUAUGUCUAUGGAGAACAGCCUGAGCCAGGAUCCCACCAGUAUCACCGUGCUGCUGCCUCUCCACCGAGCCCUCACUGAACUCUUCUUCAUCGCAGAGGCCCGGGCCAUUGCACAGGGGAUCCUCCAGGAGUAUUUGUUAGCCAUGACCACUGACGAGCAGCUCCUCAAUCACACUGCAAUGGCUCUGAAGAACAUUGCUGCCAUCAGCCUGGCUAUCAAUUACCCCAAUAAAUCGACAAAGCUACUCAACAUGUCUCCUUGAGAGAGCCGCUGAGGGAAUGGAGGGGCACAGCCUGAAGGGGACGCAGCCUGACUCAGCUCUGAACAAGGAAACGGACAGGUGGCAGAGGAGAAACCCUCCGUGACCAUCCAGUGCUUUCCUUCUACAAGGACCCCCUCCACUCGGGUAACUCUCUGCAGUACUCUGGGCCGGAGCUGCAGAGGGCUACUCAACGAGCACUUUCCACACUUACUCACAAUCCUUUUUGCCUUAGGUGAAUCCAGUAUAUCGGCAUGUGCAUUCACUGUAACAGGAACAAUUGCGGGGUCUCUCUCUUUUUCUUUUUUUUUCCUUUUUUUUCUUUUUUUUUUAUACUUGAAGAUGCCGUGCUAAAGGACAUGAAGUGCCAAAUUCGCGACCUUCAAGGGGAAGUAUAUUCCUUUUUUCCUGCCUUUGUUCCUCCUAAACAGCAGCCACUCUGGGUUACAUAGUUGAUCAUGGUGAAAACAGGUCACCUUGGCGACUUGCGUGUCUCAGCGGACAUGUAGAGCAUCCUAAAAAUACUGUCCAGGACAGUGGAGUCUCAUUAGUCACCAUAGGGAGAAAGUACUGACCUACUAGCUCAUUCCACUCACUCCUUCCUCCCUUCCUUCCUUCCUUUGCCCACCAUCUCUCCUUCCUUUCCGAUUCUUUCCUUUUCAGACAACAGCAGUAGAUGAUGGUUCAUUUUUAGGGCACCUGUUGAAGGGAACGAUCAGUAUAUCACCACAGAUGUCCUGCUGACGGUUUGAUCGCACUACACAGAUUAAGAUAAAACUCGAAUAGCCAUAGUGGUUGCAUAGGAUGACAAUUAACAUUACAGCUGAGGGAAAACUGUGAUAAUAUACUAUUGCAAUGCAUUCCUCCAUGUUAUUCUAUCAAUAUGUUGAAGUAUUUUUACUCCAUUACUAGUGAAUGAAUGAAACACCAUUAUGAUGUCAAAUGAAUAACAGCAAAAAAUACAUUUAUUUCUGUUUUUAUUUAUUUUUAUUUUUUUGAGAAACCCCAAAUCUCUUAAAGGCCUUCAGUUUAUCCCCCCUGAUUUAUUUAUUAAUUUUUAUUGUUUUAUCUGAUGUGUAAUUAAGUUCAACACGUUUAUUUUUUUCAAAAAAACAAGCCGUUAAUUAUAGUGUAAAACACCAUCAUGUCCCGGUACCUUUAUGUAUUGUAAUGAAUGUGAGAAUACUGGUGUCUUUACACAAAUAUCUAUAACAGAGCAAACACUGCUGAUCCCCACUAAUACACAGAUGGGCUGUCUGUCCCUCACAUCACUUACAUAAACUUAAAGGGAAAAUUCACCACAUUUUUCUGUGUAUGUCCAGUCAGUGUUGAUGGUAAAUGUAGUUAACUGGAGAAGACAACAGGCACUUGUGUGGCACUUUGAGGUACCUUGGAGAGCGCCACAGCUGUCAGUCUAACUCUGACUGAUGGGGCAACUUCAGAAAAUGACUUGUUAUCAAAGUCCUAUGUUGCAAACAGAAUGAGCAUUUUUAUCUUGUGGCCAAUCACGAUAAUAUGAACCUGAAGCUAGCGCACAGAUAACGAUAAUAACAAAAAUUAAGCUUUCUCGUAUGCGUCAUUCAGAUUCAGAAUUUUUCUAAUCAGAAAACACAAAAAAACUGUCCGCGUUGACGUUCAUUGCAGCGGAAUAAUUCAGUUUGUUGGCAUUGGACAACAUUUCCUGCAACUGAACCAGCAGUCAGUGUUUGCUCUCAGCAGCUCAGGUUCUAGAGGUUCUGGAGGUUCUGGAGGUUCCCCGCCGGCCACGUCUUCCCUGCUGCAACCUCAGCUUUUUCUGUUAAUUAAAAUUAACAGACCACCCUUUUUCUUCAAUUUCCUGUUCAUUUAAUGCCUGGUACAACUAAAGGUACAUUUGUUUGGACAAAUAUAAUGAUAACAAAAAUAGCUCAUAAGAGUUUAAUUUAAGAGCUGAUAUCUAGACAUUUUCCAUGUUUUUCUUGAUAAUAACUGAAAUCAUUAUAAAGAAAACCAUGGAAAAUGGCUAGAUAUCAGCUCUUAAAUUAAACUUUAAUGAGCUAUUUUUGUUGUUAGCAUUAUAUUUGUCCAAACUAAUGUACCUUUAAAAUUAACAAGAAACUGAAGAAAAUAAGGGUGGUUUUAUAAUUUUUUCCAUGACGAUCAUGCACGGAGGAAUUGAUUGCUUCGAUGGACCGCAUUUACCAUCUACGCUGAUUGGGCAUCCAUACAAAAGGAGGCAUGUUUCUUUAAAUUGACUGUCAUUGUUGAGAAUUGAGGUUAACACUGAUAAAACAUAAAGGCAACUGUAAAAUAGACACAUUAUAUCACCGAUCCACCAAUAACACAUCUCAUGUUUUGUAAACUGAAAAAAGUUCUUUAAUACUGAAUUACCUCAUGUUUUGUAAUUACACAGGUCAUUGGUGUGACGCUUCCUUAACUGUUUAAUGUGACUUUGAAUCACAUUACACUAACCACGACGUUUUAUUCAAGCUGAGAAUCCACCUGUAGCCACUUCCACACAAAUCAGUCAUGUCAUGUUGUGUUGUGUUAAAGAAGGCAGAAAGUUUUAUAUGUUGACAAAUCAAAAAAAAGAAAAAAAAGAAGUUUUAAAGAGAGUGAGUUGCUGAGGGUUGUUUUCCAAUCAUUACUGUAUUCAUUUCAGACGAGGAGAAUCUUUUAGUUGUAGGAAGUCAUGGUGGUUUAUACCAAAGAAACCAAUCAUUGUGAGCCAUGAAACAUCUCUGAAAGAGCUCCAGGUGGAGUUUUUUCUCUGUUUGUCACAUAUCAGUUAGCUACCCGGUGAGAAGCUGGAGCAGAGGAAACCUUUAGACUUUAUUCUCUUCUUUUUUUAUGUUUAUUUUUUACUUUUUAUUUUUGAAAUGGUCCCUACGAGGACCGUAGAAUAGCUCGGUGGUUUUGUUUACACAAACAUCAGCUGCAGUGAGGAGAGAGGGCGAGAUACAUGGCCUCCAUUUGGCUUCUACGACGCCUCACCUAUCUACGACGUGCCUAUGGUUAAAAAUGAAGCAAUCAUAAUUUAACUCAUGUUAGCCGAAUAGUUAUUAAUUAUAUUUUAAAAAGAGAAAUAUAUUGUUUAAUUUGAAGUUUUUUUGUAACUUUUUACUUUUAAUGUUCAUUUCUUUUUUCGCGAAGAUGCUUGAUAUAUGAGGCUGACUAAUUUGAAUGUACAUAUCUGUGAAUAAUAAUUGCACAGAGGAAAGACUUUGAUAUCAACCCCUUACAAAUAUAAACUUUAUUGGGCACUAACAGA